AUGUGGGGCAAGGUAAUGAUUAUAUGGUACGCUUACAUAAUUUCAACCGGCUUUGCUAGACACCUUUCACAUGCUGCAUUAGGUAAUUUUGUUCAACAGCAAAAGACUUCUUUCGAUUGGGAUGAUGCCUAUCAAGGAAAAUCGAACGCUUUAGUAGGGCCUGCUUCACAACAGCAAAAGACUUCUUUCGAUUGGGAUGAUGCCUAUCAAGGAAAAUCGAACGCUUUAGUAGGGCCUGCUUCACAACAGCAAAAGACUUCUUUCGAUUGGGAUGAUGCCUAUCAAGGAAAAUCGAACGCUUUAGUAGGGCCUGCUUCACAACAGCAAAAGACUUCUUUCGAUUGGGAUGAUGCCUAUCAAGGAAAAUCGAACGCUUUCGUAGGGCCUGUUUCACAACAGCAAAAGACUUCUUUCAAUUGGGACGAUGCCUAUCAAGCAAAAUCGAAUGAUUGGGCAGGCACUUCACUGCAACAGCAAAAGAACUCUUUCGAUUGGGACGAUGCGUAUGAAGCAAAAUCGAGUAAUUGGAUCAGUACUUCUAUGCAACAGCAAAAGACCUCUUUCGAUUGGGACGAUGCAUAUGAGGCAAAAUCUAAUGAUUGGAUUAGAAGUGCUUGA
Molecule: messenger RNA, 618 nt
Organism: Trichoplax adhaerens
Lineage: Eukaryota; Metazoa; Placozoa; Uniplacotomia; Trichoplacea; Trichoplacidae
Exons: 1
Coding region: 1-618 (205 amino acids)
Source: RefSeq, a predicted model, not a curated record